Messenger RNA from Propithecus coquereli (Coquerel's sifaka), 4003 nucleotides. It is a transcript of the gene SLC26A2, whose product is annotated as solute carrier family 26 (anion exchanger), member 2. Gene Ontology annotation, cellular component: membrane. NCBI's taxonomy places the organism in Eukaryota, Metazoa, Chordata, Mammalia, Primates, Indriidae. The coding region runs from base 474 to 2693 and encodes 739 amino acids. The record is from RefSeq and is a predicted model, not a curated record. Gene Ontology annotation, molecular function: chloride transmembrane transporter activity; bicarbonate transmembrane transporter activity; oxalate transmembrane transporter activity. Gene Ontology annotation, biological process: transmembrane transport. The transcript is spliced from 5 exons.
CCGGCCACGGCGGAGGACGCGCCGCGGAGCCUUGUCGCUUAGGGCGGCCCGGACCGGAGAGAGCAGGUAAUCUCCCCGGAAUGGUGCAAUUUGAGGAUCGGAACUGCAGCAACUCGCCUCUGAAAUUCGGUCUGAGUAAAGUCCUGCACGUGUCGCAGCACACUGUCAUCCAAUUUCCUCCCCCUGGUGCUGGUGCUGCGGCCACCCCCACACAGUGACCCAGGCCUCUCCGUCGCCAGCCUGCACACCCCAGGGAAACCCCUGCGAGCCCAUCCGCUGGCACCACCCAGGUUUGGAAAAGGCUUUUGGCCCAGAAAUCACCAAGAGUUUCUCCAAAAUAGGACAUAAGUGUGCUCAAGCAAGCUCAAGAAAGCAGGAAGUGAGAAGAGAGUUACAGAUUGGUUGCUUCGAGGAAUGAAGAUCCCCCAAUCUGAUUGACUUUCUCAGGGAAGCUGAGCCAUCUAUCUCCAGAAAUGUCUUCGGAAAGUGAAGAGCAACAUGACCUUUCACCCAGGGACUCUGCUGAAGGAAAUGACAGUCCUUCAUCUGGGAUCCAUCUGGAGCCUCAAGAGGAAUCAAGUACUGACUUAAAACAAUUUGAAACCAAUGAUCAAUGCAGACCUUAUUCUAGAAUCCAUAUAGAGCGUCAAGAGAAAGCAAAUACUAACUUCAAGGAGUUUGUCAUCACAAAGCUGCAGAAGAAUUGCCAGUGCAGCCCAGCCAAAGCCAAAAAUAUAAUUUUUGGUUUCUUUCCUGUUUUGCAGUGGCUCCCAAAAUACAAUCUAAAGAAAAAUAUUUUAGGAGAUUUGAUGUCUGGCUUGAUUGUGGGCAUCUUAUUGGUGCCCCAGUCCAUUGCUUAUUCCCUGUUAGCAGGCCAAGAACCUAUCUAUGGUCUGUACACAUCUUUUUUUGCUAGCAUCAUUUAUUUCCUAUUGGGUACCUCCCGUCACAUCUCUGUGGGCAUUUUUGGAGUACUGUGCCUUAUGAUUGGUGAGGUUGUUGACCGAGAAGUACACAAAGCUGGCUAUGACACUGCCCGUAUUGCUUCUCCUUCAGGAGUGUUUUCAAAUGGGAGCACAUUAUUAAAUCAGACAUCAGAUAUGAUAUGUGACAAAAGUUGCUAUGCAAUUAUAGUUGGCAGCACUGUAACCUUUAUGGCUGGAGUUUAUCAGGUAGUGAUGGGCUUCUUUCAAGUGGGCUUUGUUUCUGUCUACCUCUCAGAUGCCUUGCUGAGUGGAUUUGUCACUGGUGCCUCCUUCACUAUUCUUACGUCUCAGGUGAAGUAUCUCCUUGGGCUCAGCCUUCCUCGGAGUAAUGGCGUGGGCUCACUCAUCACUACCUGGGUACAUAUCUUCAAAAACAUCCAUAAGACCAAUCUCUGUGAUCUCAUCACCAGCCUCUUGUGCCUUUUGGUACUUGUGCCAACCAAAGAACUCAAUGAGCACUUCAAGUCCAAGCUUAAGGCACCGAUUCCUACUGAACUGAUUGUCGUUGUGGCAGCCACGUUAGCCUCUCAUUUUGGAAAACUAAAUGAGAAUUAUAAUUCCAGUAUUGCUGGACAUAUUCCCACUGGGUUUAUGCCACCCAAAGCACCAGACUGGAAACUGAUUCCUAAUGUAGCUGUCGAUGCAAUAGCUAUUUGUGUCAUUGGUUUCGCCAUCACCGUAUCACUUUCUGAGAUGUUUGCCAAGAAACAUGGUUAUACAGUCAGAGCGAAUCAGGAAAUGUAUGCGAUUGGCUUUUGCAAUAUCAUCCCUUCCUUCUUCCACUGUUUUACUACUAGCGCAGCUCUUGCAAAGACAUUGGUCAAAGAAUCAACAGGCUGUCAAACUCAGCUUUCCGGUGUGGUGACAGCCCUGGUUCUUUUAUUGGUCCUCCUGGUAAUAGCUCCUUUAUUCUAUUCCCUUCAGAAAAGUGUCCUUGGUGUGAUCACGAUUGUAAAUCUCCGGGGAGCCCUUCGUAAGUUUAGGGAUCUGCCUAAGAUGUGGAGGGUUAGCAGAGUGGAUACAGUUAUCUGGUUUGUUACCAUGCUGUCCUCUGCACUGCUAAGUACUGAAUUAGGCCUGCUGGUCGGGGUUUGUUUUUCUAUGUUUUGUGUCAUCCUCCGCACUCAGAAGCCAAAGAAUUCAUUGCUCGGCUUGGUGGAAGAGUCUGAAAUCUUUGAAUCUACGUCUGCUUACAAGAACCUUCAGACUAAGCAAGGCAUCAAGAUUUUCCGCUUUGUAUCCCCUCUCUACUACAUAAACAAAGAAUGCUUUAAAUCUGCUUUAUACAAAAAAACUGUCAACCCUGUUUUAGUAAAGGCAGCUCAGAGAAAGGCAGCAAAGAGAAAGAUAAAAGAGGAAACAGUGACUCUGGGUAGACUCCAGGAUGAAAUUUCAGUGCAACUUUCCCAUGACCCCUUGGAGCUGCAUACUAUAGUGAUCGACUGCAGUGCAAUACAGUUUUUAGAUACAGCCGGGAUCCAUACACUGAAAGAAGUUCGCAGAGAUUAUAAAGCCAUUGGAAUCCAGGUUCUGCUGGCUCAAUGUAAUCCCUCUGUGAGGGAUUCCCUGACCAGGGGAGAAUAUUGGGAAAAGGAAGAAGAAAACCUUCUCUUCUAUAGUGUGUACGAAGCGAUGGCUUUUGCAGUAGGAUCUCAAAAUCAGAAAGGAAUAUGUGUUCCUAAUGGUCUCAGUCUUUCUAGUGAUUGAGAAAGUAGAAGGAAGAACAAUGUUUAGCUAAUAGGUUAAAAUUUCAAGUAUACAACAUUUUCAUCUUCCACUUGUACACUUGAAAUUUUAACCUAUUGGCUAAAUGUUAUUCUUCCUUUGAAGCUAAUGGCCUUUGCAUAUACCCAAAUGCAGCAGAACUUACAGUCAAACAGAAUAAAAAAGAAAAUACUGUGGUUUCAAGCUUUCUUGCAGAUAUGAAGUAUUCAGCUAUAGAGUAGCUCCAAAACUUAAUUACCAUCCUGAUUUAGGGGGCUAUACAUUUGGACUCUUCCUUCUCCAAGAGGUAAAGGGGUGAAGUUGGGAUUUGCAUUAGAAGUGCUUCUUUGCAUGACUCUGUGGAUAGGGAGGGAAAGGAGGCAGGGAAAGAGUGUUGUACCUGCUCUUGUACACGCAGGCCAAGAGGCUUCUGGAGCACAAGGUCAUAACUAGCCAAGUUCGUUCUUUCUUAUGCUUCUCUGUUCCCAGUCUUUGCUGCCCAGAUGGCAGUAGAUUUCUGGCUGUUAGUGGGAAAGCACCAUUCCUUUCCUUAAGGCAGGGAACUAUGGGUACAGUCUCAUCGGGAGUCUAAUGGCUGGGCAGGUUUGUAACAUCUGGAUAGCAGCCUGACUUUGAACAGAACACCUUUUGUAAUACAUUUGAAGUUUCUAGUCAUACCUUUUUGUUUAGGGUAAGUAGGUAAUCAAAGAGCUCUUCAACAUCAGAAAAAACAGUGGGAGUCUUCCCUUGUCUUUUCUGUGAUCUCUGUCCUUGCCUCUGAGAAUUUCUCUACCAUUAAGCUCUAUUGUUACCUUAGUGUGUUUCCCAUGGCAUCUGUCCUAAAUUGGUAUUUUUGAUUAUCAGUGACAAUCUUGCCAGUCAGCAAUUUCAUAUAGCAUUUUAAAUGAGCUUGAGGCAAACUGUCAAGGACAGAUUGCAAAAAGGAAUGGUUGAAGGUUUCCCUUAAGAAUUGUUUUACUUUGCAGUGAAUUGGAGUUUUUCCCCUCCCCAUGGCAUUUUAGCAAGGGUCUGCUGGGGAUUGGCCUUAGAAGCUGCUUUCUCAGAUAGAAGCUGCUGCUCAUCUUUACCCUGCAAAAAUAAUUUAUUGGAACCAAUGGAAAAGCAUGCACAGAAGUGAUAGAGUGCUUCCAAAAGGAUAUCAAUAAUUAAUUUGUAGAUGUUUUAGUGAAAACAAAGCUGAUGCUUACUGCCAUGCAUCCUGUUACUAUACAGUAAAUACUGAUGAUAGUGACAGCUUUUAACUUUUCAAGUCACCUAAAAUUAUUAUGCAAGAGGAUUUAGAAGUAUCACAU